Molecule: messenger RNA, 1293 nt
Organism: Xyrauchen texanus (razorback sucker)
Lineage: Eukaryota; Metazoa; Chordata; Actinopteri; Cypriniformes; Catostomidae
Product: protein ZBED8-like
Exons: 1
Coding region: 1-1293 (430 amino acids)
Source: RefSeq, a predicted model, not a curated record
AUGUCGAGCAAAAAAAGAAAGUGGUCGGACGAAUAUGUACAAUAUGGAUUCACAUGUAUAACGGAACAUGAUGGGAGUCAGCGUCCUAACUGCAUUAUUUGCAAUGCCAAGUUGAGCAAUUCUAGUCUAGCACCAGCAAAACUAAGAGAACACUUCCUUAAGCUGCAUGGAGAUGGAAAAUACAAGAACACAACGCUCGCUGAAUUCAAGGUGAAGAGAGCCAGAUUCGAUGAAAAGGCUACUUUGCCUGUUCUCGGCUUUGUACCCAUCAACAAAUCGAUCCUCACAGCAUCGUACGAAGUUGCUUACCUGAUCGCAAAGCAGGGCAAACCACACACCAUUGGUGAAACACUCAUAAAACCAGCUGUGUUGAAGAUGGCGAAUAUCAUGCUGGGAAAAGUGGCUGAAGUUAAGUUAUCCCAAAUUCCUCUUUCAAAUGACACCAUCAACGACAGAAUAGAGGAUAUGAGCAAAGACAUCUUGGCUCAAGUAGUUGCAGAUCUGAUUUCAAGCCCGGCAAAAUUCAGCCUUCAACUCGACGAGACCACAGACGUUUCCAAUCUAAGCCAGCUUGCUGUAUUCGUGCGCUAUGUGAAAGGCGACUUGAUAAAGGAAGAUUUUUUAUUUUGUAAGCCUCUUACAACAACAACUAAGGCAGCCGAUGUGAAGAAACUUGUGGAUGACUUCUUCAAAGACAACAAUCUUUCGUGGGAUAUGGUUUCUGCAGUUUGUUCGGACGGAGCUCCAGUCAUGCUGGGAAGAAAGUCUGGUUUUGGUGCGCUAGUGAAAGUUGAUGCACCACACAUCAUUGUUACGCAUUGUAUUCUGCACAGGCAUGCGUUGGCAACAAAAACCUUACCUCCAACAUUGGCAGAAGUAUUAAAAAUUGUAGUGGAAUGCGUGAACUAUGUGCGAAAUAGUGCUCUGAGGCACCGCAUCUUCAGUGAGCUGCGUAAAGAAAUGGGCUCUGAAUUCGAGGUACUUUUGUACCAUUCUAACGUUCGGUGGUUAUCCCGGGGACAGGUGCUGAAUCGUGUUUUUGCCCUGCGUGUGGAAUUAGCCCUGUUUUUGCAAGAGCACCAACAUUUUCAUGCAGAUUGCUUCAAAAAUUCUGAGUUCAUUCUCAUUUUAGCGUACAUGGCUGAUAUCUUCGCAGCUCUCAAUCAUUUCAAUCAACAGAUGCAGGGCGGUGGAGUCAACAUCAUCGAAGCGGAAGAAGAAAACCUGAAGGCUUUUCAAAAAAAGCUACCGUUAUGGAAACGACGAAUAGAGAACGAUAACUUCCCCUGCUAG